AACAGUUGGAAACACGACACUCUUGGAGAGAGGUAUACCGAGUUUGUGACUGUAUCCGAGAACCUGUUUUUCAACCUUCGGUUAGAUAUUGUGGUUACACAGUGCUGUGGUGUUGGGUGUUGUGCAGUGCUUAGCUUAAGCUUAGUUCGUUGGGAGUCAAGACGAGUUGAACAAACACACCAGCCCGUUCUCAUUUAGGUUACGCGUUCGCCGUGUUCCGUUCGUAAAAAUAAACAUUGUAACUACAACCGCUGGCGUUUUCUCUUUGUGCGACGUUCAGUGCGAGCAACAAUUUCGAGUUUUGACAUUUAACGCUUUUUUGUUGGAAUUUUAAAUUGACCAGAGCGCAAAAUGGGCUUUGCAACGGGUGUUGUGAAAUACUUGGUGUUUCUGUCCAACCUUCUAUUUGCCUUGGCCGGAUUAGCUUUAAUAAUUAUCGGAAUAUUAGUAAAGUUUAAUGUCAGCGAAGCGACCAAAAUACUUCCGUCCGACUUUGGCUUGGCUCCCCUGCUGUCCAUUAUUAUUGGCGCAAUUGUCUUCGUAACGGCUUUCCUAGGAUGUUGCGGUGCAGUCAAAGAAAGCACUUGCAUGCUGACCACGUAUGCAAUCAUCCUUCUCACCAUUUUCAUCCUUCAAGUCGCUAUCGGAGUUUACGCCUUUUUGCAAAUUAGAGACAAAACCUCUUUCAAUCAAGCAAUUGAAGACAAUGUACAGAAGACCUUCGACGCGAUGAACAAGAGUCCCGAAGCCAACGAAACGAUGCAGAUUACUCAAAAAUGGUUGCAAUGCUGCGGUGUUUUCGGCAAAUCGGACUACGAAGACAGAAGCCAGAAGCUUCCUCCCUCUUGUUGCCACAACGUCGACGCUCCUCAAUGCCCGAGUACGAAUAACGACGUAAACAACGAAGGAUGCGCUCCCAAACUGCAACAGGAGCUGGAGAAAAGUUCGAAAAUUAUCGGCGGAGUUGCCAUCGGUAUUGCCGUGGUAGAGAUUGUUGGAGCUAUAUUUGGAUUAUGCCUCGCCAGUUCGAUCCGAAACAGCUACCGAAGACACAUAUACGCUUAAUAAAUCGCAAUUUUAUUUAUAUUUAUUUGUUGUAAUUUUCAUUCAGUUUUAAUGUUUCUGUUAAUUUUAAAGUUUUUAGUUUUUUUUGUACCUAAUUAAGUACUGUAUUUUAAAAGUUGAAACCUUGUUAAAUUUAAAAGAGCUAUAUCAACAAACUUUUGUAUAUUUAACAUUAGAGUAACGAAUAAAACGAGAUAA
This is a messenger RNA of Phyllotreta striolata, 1263 nucleotides long. The record is from the annotation of a GenBank genome assembly. Lineage: Eukaryota; Metazoa; Arthropoda; Insecta; Coleoptera; Chrysomelidae.